Molecule: messenger RNA, 3366 nt
Organism: Micromonas pusilla CCMP1545
Lineage: Eukaryota; Viridiplantae; Chlorophyta; Mamiellophyceae; Mamiellales; Mamiellaceae
Gene: GCSP
Product: glycine cleavage system p-protein
Exons: 4
Coding region: 21-3158 (1045 amino acids)
Biological process (GO): glycine decarboxylation via glycine cleavage system
Cellular component (GO): mitochondrion; chloroplast envelope; glycine cleavage complex
Molecular function (GO): pyridoxal phosphate binding; glycine dehydrogenase (decarboxylating) activity; glycine binding
Source: RefSeq, a predicted model, not a curated record
GCGUCCUCUCCCGCGGCACGAUGUCCGUCUCUCGCUCCUCCCGCUCCGCGCUCGGGCUCUUCCGCCGAUUGGCGGUGACCCCCGGCGCGCCCGCGCGCGUCUCCAGCCCCGCGGCGUGGGCGAUGGCCGCGCCGCUGUCGACGAUGGCGAACGGCCGCGCGUCCAUCGCCGCGGCGUCGUCCUCGAUGCGAUCGGGGAUCGCGAACGUCCUCGGGUUCGCCGCGGUCGCGACGACGCGAUCCAUCGCGACCGAGACGCUCCGUCCCCUCGACUCUUUCGAGCGCAGGCACAACUCCGCGACCAAGGAGGAAGAGAUCGAGAUGGCCAAGUACGUCGGCUUCGACUCCAUGGACGCGCUCGUGGACGCGACCGUCCCGACGGACAUCCGCCGCGCCGGGGAGAUGGACAUGGGCGAGUGGACGUCGCCUCUCUCGGAGAGCGAGUACCUCGCGCGAUUCAAAGCGAUGGCGUCCAAAAACAAGGUAUUCAAGUCCUACCAGGGCACGGGGUACUACGGCACGCACGUCCCGCCGGUGAUCCUGCGCAACGUCCUGGAGAACCCGGGAUGGUACACGCAGUACACGCCGUACCAGGCGGAGAUCUCCCAGGGCAGGCUCGAGUCGCUCCUCAACUACCAGACGAUGAUCAGCGACCUCACCGGCCUCCCCAUGGCCAACGCGUCGCUUCUCGACGAGGGCACCGCCGCCGCGGAGGCGAUGACGAUGUGCAGCGCGAUGAACCGCGGCAAGAAGCCCAAGUUCCUAAUCUCGGACAAGUGCCACCCGCAGACGAUCGCGGUGUGCGAGACGCGCGCGGACGGCCUCGGCCUCGAGGUGGUCGUCGCCGCGGAGUCGGAUUUCGACUACGCGUCCAACGACGUCUGCGGGAUUCUGCUGCAGUAUCCCGCCACCGACGGCGCGGUGAUCGACUACUCCCCGGUCGUGGAGAAGGCGCACGCCGCGGGCGCCAAGGUGGUCGCCGCCGCGGACCUCCUCGCGCUGACCGUGCUGCGCCCCCCCGGGGAGUGGAAGGCGGACAUUUGCAUCGGCAGCGCGCAGCGGUUCGGCGUCCCCAUGGGCUUCGGAGGGCCGCACGCGGGAUAUCUCGCGACGUCGCACGAGUACAAGCGCCUGAUGCCGGGGCGCAUCAUCGGCGUGUCCGUGGACGCGCAGGGCGAGCCCGCGUUGCGAAUGGCGAUGCAGACGCGCGAGCAGCACAUCCGGAGAGAUAAGGCGACGUCGAACAUCUGCACCGCGCAGGCGUUGCUCGCGAACAUGGCUGGGCUCUACGCCGUCUACCACGGGCCGGAGGGGUUGAAAAACAUCGCCGACAAGACGCACGCGCUCGCGUCCAUCUUCGCCGCGGGCGCGAAGAAGCUCGGGUUCACGCCGCCCACCGAUCCGUUCUUCGACACCGUGUCGCUCGGGUGCCCGAACGGCGCGGACGCGGCGGUGGAGGCGUGCCGAGCGAAGGGCAUCAACAUUCGCAAGCUGGACGCGUCGCGCGUCGCGGCGUCGUUCGACGAGACGACGACGCCGGCGGACGUGGACGACCUCUUCGCCGCGAUGAACGGCGGGAAGGCGCCGGACUUCUCCGUGGCGUCCCUCGCCGGCGGCGUCUCCCCCGCGAUCGCGCCGGGGCACGGGCUCGAGCGCACGUCGCCAUACCUCACGCACCCGGUGUUCAACGCCUAUCACAGCGAGCACGAGAUGGUGCGGUAUCUCGCGCGUCUGGAGCAGAAGGACUUAUCGCUCGUGCACUCGAUGAUCGCGUUGGGGUCGUGCACGAUGAAGCUCAACUCGACGACGGAGAUGAUGCCCGUGACGUGGCCAGAGCUCGCGAACAUCCACCCGUUCGCGCCGAAGGAGCAAACGCAGGGGUACCAGGAGCUGUUCGACGCGCUCACGGAGCAGCUCGUCGAAAUCACCGGCUUCGACGGGAUGUCUCUGCAGCCCAACAGCGGCGCGAGCGGCGAGUACGCCGGCCUCAUGGCGAUCCGCGCGUACCACCAGUCCCGCGGCGAUCACCACAGGAACGUGUGCAUCAUCCCCGUGAGCGCGCACGGCACGAACCCCGCGUCCGCGGCGAUGGUGGGCUACAAGAUUGUCGUCGUCGGCACGGACGAGGCGGGUAACAUCAACAUCCCGGAGCUCAAGGCGGCGGCGGAGAAGCACAAGGAUAACCUCGCGGCGCUCAUGGUGACGUACCCGUCCACGCACGGCGUGUACGAGGACGGCAUCAAGGACGUCUGCGACACCAUCCACAAGUACGGCGGCCAGGUGUACAUGGACGGCGCGAACAUGAACGCGCAAGUCGGGCUCACCUCGCCGGGGUUCAUCGGCGCCGACGUCUGCCACCUUAACCUGCACAAGACGUUUUGCAUCCCGCACGGCGGCGGCGGGCCGGGGAUGGGGCCGAUCGGCGUGAAGAAGCAGCUCAUGCCGUUCAUGCCGAACCAUCCGAGCGCGGAGCUCGACGGCGCGAUCGUCGCGGGCGGGGAGACGCCGUUCGGGGUGGUCUCCGCGGCGCCGUACGGGAGCGCGUUGAUUCUUCCGAUUUCCUUCGGGUACAUCGCGAUGAUGGGAUCCAAGGGGCUCACUAACGCGUCCAAGCGCGCCAUCUUAAACGCGAACUACAUGGCGAAGAGGCUCGAGGACCACUACCCGGUCUUGUUCAAGGGGAAGAACGGCACGUGCGCGCACGAGUUCAUCCUCGACUUGAGGCCGCUGGGGGACUCGAGCGGCGUCGUCGUCGAGGACGUCGCCAAGCGUCUGAUGGAUUACGGGUACCACUCCCCGACGAUGUCUUGGCCCGUCUCCGGGACGCUCAUGAUCGAGCCCACGGAGUCGGAGUCGAAGGCGGAGCUCGACCGGUUCUGCAACGCGAUGAUCGCGAUCAGGGAGGAGAUCCGCGACAUCGAGAACGGCGCGAUGGACAGGGAAAACAACCCGUUGAAGCACGCGCCGCACACCGCGUCCGUCGUCAUGGGCGACGAAUGGGACCGCCCGUACAGCCGAGAGACGGCGGCGUUCCCGGCGCCGUGGGUGCGCGCGUCGAAGUUCUGGCCGACGAACAGCCGCGUCGACAACGUGUACGGCGAUCGUAACCUCGUCACGACGCACGCGUCCGUGGAGGUGUCCGCGGAGGAGACGGCGUGAGCGGCGUGAGCGACCGAGCGACUCGGCUUCGCGGUCGGGCGCGAUUCGUUUCGUUUUUUUCGUCUAUGAGCGACGACGACGGCGGGUCGUCCGGGAAGCGACGACCGGAGGAGGUUGGGGGUGAUGCGAUGCUGUACGAGUACUCGUGAACGCGGCGGGACGCGUUGAUUGUUUUUUGUGAAUAUCCAAACGCAUGUUCGUAGAGAAG